Purpureocillium takamizusanense is the source of this 4484-nucleotide messenger RNA. RefSeq lists its product as uncharacterized. Gene Ontology annotation, molecular function: metal ion transmembrane transporter activity. The record is from RefSeq and is a predicted model, not a curated record. Gene Ontology annotation, cellular component: membrane. The transcript has 6 exons. Gene Ontology annotation, biological process: transmembrane transport; metal ion transport. The coding region runs from base 256 to 3942 and encodes 1228 amino acids. NCBI's taxonomy places the organism in Eukaryota, Fungi, Ascomycota, Sordariomycetes, Hypocreales, Ophiocordycipitaceae.
CAUCAAGUGUGGGCUGCAGUAGAUCCUGGUAAGCAAGUGUAACUCUUUGCGUCAGUCGCUGCACUUGUCUCGGACGUCAUCGCAGCUAGGUCGUCGUUUCACGUUUCCUCGCAUUCAUUGUUCUCUCCAAUUUGCUUCGGAGUCAUCUGCAGAACACUUCUCUACAUUCGAGGGUGUUGAAAUAGAUGCAAAACUCCACGUGCCGCUCGAUCGAGGUCAGUCAUCUGGGCCCCAUUGUUCGACCAGCGAAGCGGCAUGAGCGAUCGCGGCCCGACGAGGAGAGCGGUCCGCAUCGACGUUCCUUCAGAUCAUGAAGAAGGCUCUAGCAGCUCAGAUUGGCAGUCGAGCAAUGCGGCGAUUCCGAGCACAGGUGCAGGCCGUCGCCCCGAGCAGGGCUUUGACUCUGGAACAAGCUCCGACUCAGACAGCUCUGACGACUACGAUGAGGUAGCGGAUCGUCUUUCCGACGAAGACUUUGAUCCGUCAACAGCCACGGACGAAGAGUACAGCAAUGUCUCGCGACGAGCCCCGAGAUUCGCGCCACACCGUGUCAUGAGGCCGCCCCGCGCACCCUCACCACCCAGAGGACCGCGACAUGGGAUCGAACCAGAAGGAUUCAUACAUCGCCGUCCCCAUCAACACCACGCAGUUGUGCCGCUACCGCAUAAUCGAGUGUACGAACAGCCCUUUCGCGUGGAAGACCCGUCGAGCAGCUUAGCCGCCGUGGUGUCCUUGCGGGGUAUAAGCACGCGGCCGCGCAUGCCGGGGACGCAUCAACUCGCAGCUCAAUCAUGGGAGGUGACCAAGGGCACGCUGCCGACGGGCGCCAAGACGGACUGCCUCACUGUUCGGGAAGUCAGCCACUACGCGGACGAGGCGGGUGACAGUCUCAUUACUCUGAUAUGCUAUGACGCAGCUUCAUCGACGAAGAAGGAGUCGGUUCAGACGCGAUGGAUGCAUCUGUAUCAGGAUCCGAAUCUGGCAGAUUUUGAGGAUAUUAUAGAUGCCUGCCCUCACGCAGACCAGGCGUUAAAAACUGUUGCUCUCGCUCUCCUUCGCGAUCGCCGUCACUCCGCAAACACCGAGCGCUUUCAAGGGGAGUCUGGCAGCCGCGACUUCAUCACCCGUUAUGAUUAUAGAGACCAUAGAGGAACAUGGAGCACGGAAUCGGUCAUAUUCAUGAGCGUCCCGUUCUUCACCACGAAGACGAGGGCUUGGCUCGUCCAAAACGACAUGACACCGACUUCCGCAACGCCGGUCCGAUAUCAUCUGCAUACAGACCAUGAAUUUGCCGCCGCCGAUGCUCAGAUGGCGUCGGGGGGUUCAUUCACCACUGGCAGUGGCACGGAUUCAGAAGUUUGCGUUGCAUAUCUCUGGUGCCUAUUGCUCGGACCAGAUAUCAUCAUAACAUGCGGCGACAUUGAGUUUAAAGAUCUCCUUGUUUCUAGUAUAACCGUCGAAAUGAAGUCAGACGCCAACAGGCGGCCCUGUGUCAUAAGAAUCACCGAUUCCGAUUCACGGUACUUUCAUCUUGUGAUCGAUCCGCCUCUAUCUUACUUUGAGUUUAUGGAGUCCGUAGUCAACAAGGUCCGUGUCUUCUCCGAUGGGACACGAGUGGCAAACUUCAAGCUUCUCACCGAAGACCUUGAUGAGCUUACACCUGAGAUCUGGCUGGGCUUCAUGCAACGCGACGACCUCGAUUCUCUCAGUCUCAUCCUUCGACGGACUGGACGUGUCGCGUAUACUUCCAUGUCAGAAUCGGAAGGAUUCAGUGACGAGUCCAGCUCCCUGCAACACCUCAGAAACCACAGUCCAGGGGCCAGCGCCACAGGCGUCGUCAUUAAUGAUUUGGGAGCCCUAUCGCGGGCACGAUCACGGGUGUUCCAGGCUACGAUUGAGAGCGAUGAUUCCGAAUCCGAAACAACACGGUCCAUGCCCGAAACAACAUCGAGGAAGAGCGAUGGCAAGUCGGCCACUUCUGGAGCCGAAUCCACAUCGAAUCCGCUGCCACAAAGCGUCAAGCCGCGCCGGACAGCGAACCAGAGGGUGAGAAAAGUCGGGUUCGCCGACGAAACGAUUUUACCGUCUCAAAGCACAUCUACGGGAAGCACCGCUUAUGCGAACGGGGACUGCGACGCGGCCGUCCCGGUGACCAUUCAUCCCUUUUUCACGUGGAAUGUCAUGCACAAGCGGGGGAGUGACGGCAACUUGCCGCCGCACAUCCAGAUCUGCCGACUGCUGAGUCGCGUCGACAAGGCCAUGGCGAGGAAGCGCCCGACUGCCCAUCGGUACGUCUACCAGCGGGGGUAUGAAUGCGACCCGUCAGGGCUUGGACACCGGCACCCGUGUCUGACAGGCACGUCCAAAGGGACGAGCGCUACAUCACUCAUUCCGGAGGCUGAGAAGGCAAACAUGCCUGUAGAUGGCAUCUCGAGGUGGCCCACGCUCGAGCAAGUCUUUGAUGCGGAGUCCCGAGGUGUUCAGGACCCCCUACUUUGGGAAAACGUGGUUGAGCAGUAUUGUCGCCCGCUCGUCACUAUAUCUCUAGAAAUCGGCGAAAGAUUCGUGCCUGCCGACCUGGAGGUCGUGCAUAGGUGCUGGAAGAAGCUCUGGGGUGCGUUAGACAGAAUCCUUCGGUGCGUCGAGAUGCACUACAAGCAGCCGCACGGCCGUGGCACAUAUCGCGCCAGCGAGCGCUUGUACGCUGCCUCGCCCUACUUCGGCUCCGGAGAAGAGGCCUUCGAGGGCGUCGACCAAUGCCAGGCAUGUAAAGAAGGGACCGAAUACCAGAGUGUCGGGCAAGCGCUAGACCAUCUCCACGAGAGGCAUGCACAGUGUCAGGGCUGCAGCAAGCCAACCCGCGUGUUCGAUGACCCCUGCACUGUCUGGAUAGAAGGAAACAUGGAGAUCCAUGACCGCAAGGUGCAAAAGUCCCUCAGCCGGGCUUUGAGAAAACUCAGCGUCUUCAUCCUGUAUCUGGAGGAUAUCCGGAGGUGCAUCUCCGAACUUCACCGUUCGGUCCAACACAUUGACGCUCCUGGGGGCCGCAAGGCGGGUAAGAAGAAACUGCCGCUGCUACCGAGCACACUAGUCCGAGGUUUCGAGGAGCUCCUCCUCUCCUACAUCACGCUCGCACACAUUCUGUCUCGCGCGACUACUGGUGGCGAGACGGAACAAGCGCCACCUACACAGAAAGUGCCGCGUAUGAGGGGCAUGAAGACGGGUGACUUCUCGGUGGGCCAGUCCCGACAUGGAGAUAGUCGAAGCUCGCGGACGUAUGGAAGCUCCCAUGUUCCAUCAAGCUACGCCACACAUGGCUCCGGCCACAGCACAAACUUUGAGGUCCCUCAGAUCCACCGCCAGAGCAUGGUCCAGGCGAAGCUCCGAUUCAAGCACGCACGGCGUGACCUCAUACUCCUCAGCACCACAACUAGUCAGGCCGGCAGCGUCAGCCUGACGGCCGUGGGCGCCGAGUAUAUACUCGGUGUCGUCCUAGCGGGUCUGAACACGCACAUGGACGGGAAGAAGGAGCAUCUUCUCGGUAUGUAUAAUCGCCAAUUGGUGAGAGUCGCCAACCAAGCAGCCAGACGGCCGCAGCGCCGGCAUUUCAUGGAGCUCCAUGCGCUGGAGACCAACUUGCUGGCCGUGAGGAGAGUCUUUCGGCUGCAUCACAACAUGCUGAUCAAUUACGAGCGCAUACUGGACCCUCACUCUUACAGAGUCACGACAAAAGCCAGGCAAGCGCUGUUCGAGGUGGAGGCCAAACUCCUCGGCGAUGAAGCCAAACGCCUCACCGCUCGACUUGAUUUCGGCGAUGGCCUCUUCAAUCGGCUUGCCUUCUUCCAGCAGCGCAUCAAGCAGCAAAUCGAAGUCUUGGAGGAGGGCCACGGCAAGGCCAUCCGGGUCUUUACCUUUGUCACUGCCUUUUUCCUCCCUCUGUAAGUCCACCGACGUCAAGCUAGAUGGCUCGUUAGGAAAAAGAGGUCGCUUUUCGAUAUGUGCAGUGCUAAUCUACCAUCUCUGUCCGACAGCUCGUUUGUGACCAGCUUCUUGGGCAUGAACACGACCGACAUUCGGGACACCAACCUUGACCAGAGCAUCUUCUGGAAGGUUGCUAUCCCGACAACCAUCUUGAUCUUGACGCUGGCAUUCCUUUAUGGCUAUAAGUGGGACAGCAUCCACGAUUCUCUGGCCGAGACGUGGGAGGCGACGCAGCAGAAGUGGGCACAUAGGCAAGCGAGGCGUCGCACGGAGGACGAAGGCGGCGGGGGGCAUAGGGGCUUCAGAUUGUCGAAAUGGUCGUUUCCCGCUUCGGGACGAGGGCAAAAACAGCAAAGGGGCGUCCAAGCGAAGGACGCGUUUGGGCUGAAUGGCCUUUCCGUGUAGGUCAAAAAUAGAGUGAGCACUGUAGUGAGGCCGCCCUGAAGGACCAGGACCGCCGGCAGUUUGCUGUGCAUACCCCCCACCCCCCACGUGACCUACAC